This is a messenger RNA of Scleropages formosus (Asian bonytongue), 803 nucleotides long. RefSeq names its product lin-52 DREAM MuvB core complex component (gene lin52). Gene Ontology annotation, biological process: regulation of DNA-templated transcription. The transcript has 6 exons. The coding region runs from base 16 to 354 and encodes 112 amino acids. NCBI's taxonomy places the organism in Eukaryota, Metazoa, Chordata, Actinopteri, Osteoglossiformes, Osteoglossidae. The record is from RefSeq and is a predicted model, not a curated record. Gene Ontology annotation, cellular component: DRM complex.
GCUUUUGUUGUUAAGAUGGCGUCUCCGAGUGGAGUUGACGACUUUGAGUCGUCUUUGCUGAGUUUUGAAAAGCUCGACAGAGCCUCCCCGGACCUGUGGCCGGAGCAGCUGCCCGGUGUUGCAGAAUUUGCGGCUUCUUUUAAGAGUCCAAUCACAAAUUCGCCACCUAAGUGGAUGGCAGAACUGGAAAAUGAUGACAUUGAAAUGUUAAAAGAGCUGGGGAGCCUGACCACAGCUAACCUGAUGGAGAAGGUGAAAGGGUUGCAGAACCUGGCCUACCAACUGGGCCUGGAGGAGUCCAGGGAAAUGACACGAGGAAAGUUCCUGAAUAUCCUGGAGAAACCCAAAAAAUGACAGCUGAAACGCCGCUUGAUGUGUACGUAUGAACAAAGGGCUGAAGUAUGAAGAACACAGUCACUGGAUCCAACAACCAAACUUAAGUUUAUUCGAGCAAAUUUGCACAGAUGCCUUGAAAUGUAUCUGUAUGCUUACAUAUAUCUAAACAGAGUAUUUCAUAGUUCAUACGCAUUUUGUAUUAAUGAAGAGAAAAUAGGAAAGCCCGGCUCUGCAAUUCUGGGCAAAGAGACUGCUGUUGCAGAAUUGUACAUUCAUUUAGUCAAUAGUACAUGAUCUCUUCUUUAUGUUUGGGGAAGGUGCUGGUUAUUGCAUGCUUCCUUAUAGAUCAUAGUUCAGUAUAUGCUUUCAAAUAAAUAUACAUCCUGUAUUUAUUUUUAUCUGAAGAUGGAAUUAGUUUUUAAAUUUUCUGAUUUUUCUCCUAAAUUCUGUAAUCUUUAACAUUAAAG